Messenger RNA from Aegilops tauschii subsp. strangulata, 771 nucleotides. Its product is annotated as abscisic stress-ripening protein 2-like. The record is from RefSeq and is a predicted model, not a curated record. Lineage: Eukaryota; Viridiplantae; Streptophyta; Magnoliopsida; Poales; Poaceae.
GGAUCACUUCACUCCAUCGCUAUUCCAUUGACUGCUGAGCUUCCUGAAAGCGAGUUCGUUGGUAAUGGGGCGCCAAACCAGCAGCAGCAAGACUGAGGCCGGCGGCGAGCAGCACCGCAAGGAGGAGAAGCACCACAAGCACAUGGAGCAGCUCGCCCAGCUCGGCGCCGUUGCCGCCGGAGCAACGCGCUGGUAUGUCUAUCACGAAAAGCAUAAGGCAAAGAAGGACCUGGAGAAUGCCCGGUCGCACAGGAUCAAGGAGGAGAUCGCAGCCACGGUCGCCGUGGGUAGCGCCGGUUUCGCCUUCCAUGAGCACCACAAGAAGAAAGACGCCAAGAAGAACGGCCACCACCACUGAUCGAGCUAGGCGAUGGUCGUAUGCUAUUUAUACAUAGGCUGCACCUGCACCACGUACUCUAGCUAUUUGUACGGUUAUACGACCGUUUCAUUCAUUUCCUUUUCUUGUUCGACAUUGUGUCUAUCUUAGUUAUGCGCACAAGUCCUCUAUAUACAUGCACUACGUACGGACUAUACUCGAAAAUUGCUGCCCACGUUUCUCGUGACCAUGGAGUACUAUGCAUCUAUGGUCACAAGCUGCAUACAAGUACGACUUUUUUUAGAACCAAGACGCAAGGAGCGUUCCGGCUUUAAAUUAAUAAAGCCCUCCGACAGGCAGUAUCCAACAAGUUCAGCGAACAUAAACAACAAAAAGAUAACGGCCGAAGCUCAAGUACGAUACAUGCAACCGGCCUAAGCCUGAAUAAGAUAAGA